Messenger RNA from Numida meleagris (helmeted guineafowl), 2866 nucleotides. RefSeq names its product transmembrane protein 184A (gene TMEM184A). Gene Ontology annotation, molecular function: transporter activity. The transcript has 9 exons. The record is from RefSeq and is a predicted model, not a curated record. Gene Ontology annotation, biological process: transport. Bases 224 to 1492 code for a protein of 422 amino acids. Lineage: Eukaryota; Metazoa; Chordata; Aves; Galliformes; Numididae. Gene Ontology annotation, cellular component: early endosome membrane.
UUUCUGCAGGAGGUAAAGCCCUACCUGCCGCCCCAGCUGCUAUGGGGAGGGGACAGAGGGCGAGGGCUGAGCCCCUCGGGGUGCAGUGAGGGUGCGGGGCUGGCGGUGUCCUGCUGGGAAGGUGCCCGGAGGAGGAGUCUGCGCUGGAGGAGGGCGCAGGGGAUGUGGAGGCAGGUGCACGGCGGGACGCAGGCACGGCCCGCUCCUGGAGGAGCCCCGCAGGAUGAGUAAUGCCACACGUGCUUGGCCCUCUCCUGCGGCACCCAGCUCCCCAGGGCCGGGCACAGCUGCCAGGCUGGCCGCCGUCACCCCAUCCCCAGCCCUCACCGUGCUCACGGCUGCUCACAACGACUCCCAGCACGGCCAGCAGCUGUUCCUGACCACAACAACAGCACGGGUCAUCUCCGGCAUCUUCGUGUGGUCGGCGCUCAUCGUCACCUUCCACCAGAUCUACAUGCACCUGAGGAACUACACCAUCCCCAAGGAGCAGCGCUACAUCAUCCGCAUCCUCUUCAUCGUGCCCAUCUAUGCCUUCGACUCAUGGCUCAGCCUCCUGCUCCUCGGCAGCCACCAGUACUAUGUCUACUUCGACUCAGUGCGCGACUGCUAUGAGGCUUUCGUGAUUUACAGCUUCCUGAGCCUGUGCUUCGAGUACCUCGGUGGGGAGAGCACCAUCAUGACGGAGAUCCGAGGGAAACCCAUUGCGUCCAGCUGCUUGUACGGGACCUGCUGCCUUCAGGGCAUGUCCUACUCCAUCGGGUUCCUGCGCUUCUGCAAGCAGGCCACGCUUCAGUUCUGCAUUGUGAAACCCCUCAUGGCGAUCGUCACCAUCAUCCUGCAGGCGUUCGGGAAGUACCAUGACGGGGACUUCAAUGUCCGAAGUGGCUAUCUCUACAUCACCAUCAUCUACAACUUCUCUGUCAGCCUGGCGCUUUACGCCCUCUUCCUCUUCUACUUUGCCACCAUGGACCUGCUGCGCCCGUUCGAGCCAGUCCUCAAGUUCAUCACCAUCAAGGCAGUCAUCUUCCUCUCCUUCUGGCAAGGGACACUGCUGGCAAUCCUGGAGAAAUGCGGGGUGAUCCCUGAAGUUCAGAUCAUCGACGGGAAGGAGGUGGGAGCUGGGACAGUGGCUGCUGGCUACCAGAACUUUAUCAUCUGCAUUGAGAUGCUCUUUGCUUCCAUUGCCCUGCGCUACGCAUUUACCUGCCAGGUGUACAGAGAGAAGAAAGAAAACUCAACAGCAAACCUUGCCCCGAUGCAGAGCAUCUCGAGCGGGCUGAAGGAGACGAUGAGCCCGCAGGACAUCGUGCAGGACGCCAUCCACAACUUCUCGCCCACCUACCAGCAGUACACCCAGCAGGCCAUGCAGGACGCAGAGCACAAGGCGCCGGGCGAGAACGGGCACGUGGCCUGCAGGGCGGAGGGAGCAGGCGGCAGGAAGAGCAAAAACAUCGAGAAGAGAGUGCUGAUCCUGUCAGAUGAGGAGCUGUAGGAGAUGUCCGAGGGGACAGAGACUUUGGACAGGCUUAAAUGCAAGGAAGAGGGGACUCUCUGGAGUCUGUGACAACCUGGUCUCGCUGGCAUGCUGAAAGGAGGAGAGCCAGGAACUCUACUCAUAAAGCCAGCCCCUAGAAGGGAAGAUGCAAUAACCAGGGAGAGGUUAAAAUAGUGCCAGCAUCUGACUUGCCUCUGGGGUGGUAGGGACUGGGCUCUUUGCUUCACUGCCAGUGUCUGGGUGCCAGCCCUGGCCCGUACCCCUGCUGGGUUCCCAGUGAGCCAGGACCCCCGCAGUGCCGUUGGACACACUGGCCUCCUCACCCUCCUCUUACCUGCUAACAGCACUGAGGCCUGACAGAAAUGCUUUUCUCAGCACGGUUCUGCUCUAGUUUCUCCUCAUUGGCUAAAAAAUGAUCUCCAGGGCCCAGGCAGAAAAGCAGAGCAGGAAGGUGACUUCACUUCACCUCAAAACCCGGUAACAUUUGAAAGACAUCAUGCCUUAUUUUUACGUUUUCCUCUCCCCUUCCCCUCUAAAAGCCUACAGAGUUGUGCAGGAGCCCUUCACCCGGAGGAAGAGCAACUCAUCCUCCUCGGCCUCCAGAUGGGGAUGCAGCUGCCGGAGCAGAUCUCCCGGGAGCAGCGGUGGGACCUCUCCUGGACCUCACCGCACGCUCCUGCAGCUGCAUUCUUGAAAGCUGCAGUGACAAGAGGCACUUGUUUAUGUCUGAACCCACUUAUCUGCAAGCGGAUCAGGAGUUAAAAGAGAUUCCAGCUUUCUUAUCAGAGCCAUUAUUAGGGAACCAGACUGUGACUGGUGGUGGUAGGAAUGCACCGGCCGGGAACUGUCUGUUCCUCCUAACUCCUCUCCAUCCCCUGUCCCUGCAUGCAAGAAGUGCUGCAGGACCAGAAUCAGCGGAUGCUGGAGGCCCUGGGGAGCUCAGCAGCACGAGGGCUGUGUGAGCCAUUUCCCAGAGAACCACAGCAUCCCACAACUCCAUCACCCUGUCUGGGCUCCAGGAAGGCACGCGGGGCUGAGCCCGACAGAUUUUCUCUGUCUUUCUGUUAAACUUCCUCUCCAAUUUUAUUUUCUCCUAUUUCUGCUCCCCUGCUGCUAAUCAGACGAUCCCUUAGGGAAGUUCUCUGGGCACCGGCCAGCUGCUGGCUGGGGUGGGAGUUGGGCAGUGGAAGGACAGGGGCAAGUCUGGAGCCUUUGAUUUGCAGUCACAUGGCAAACAAACUCAUGGGUGAGGCUUAUAGCUGUUUUACAGCUCCUAGUGUUGUUUUGUUCCCUGCUCUUGAGCUGCAAAGUGUAAAUUGCAAGAGGAAAUUAUUUAUGAUUUUUUUUUCUAAUAAACAGCAGUUUCUACCA